AUAGUUGCCUUUAUACUAUCAAAACCGCCGCAAGGAUAAAUGCGUUCGCCGCCGAUCUCACGGCGGCGCCGCCCCAGCCGCGGAGGCUCCGUCGGGCUGGGGAUCGCUGCAAUAGCGUACGUAGGCAUAGACUACCUCCGCCACCUGUCUCCGUCGUGGCACGAGCUUCUGCAGCCGGCACUGUGGGCGGUCCUCGCCAUCGCCGCCGUGAUUCGUGUCCCAUUUUACAAGCACUGGUCACUGGAGCUACGCGCCGCCGUCCCCUUCAUUCUGUCGAUGAUUUUCAUGCUCUCAGCUCUCCUCCUCGAAAUGAUUUCGGUUCGCUCUGUUACCGCCGUUCUAGGUCUCGAUUGGCACAAUGCCACACCGCCUCUUCCUGAUGUUGGCCAAUGGCUGCUGUUGGCGCUGAACGAGAAAUUACCGCCAAUCUUGGUCGAAAUAAUGAGAGCCCGUAUAAUUGGAUUGCACCAUUUCUUGAUGCUGUUUAUAAUGCUCGGUUUCUCGGUUCUAUUCAACUCGGUCGAAGCCCCUGGUUUAGGCCUAGCUGCAAGAUACAUGUUCACUAUGGGCAUCGGGCGACUUCUUCGUGCAGUAGCUUUUGUCUCGACAAUUCUGCCCUCGCCUCGCCCGUGGUGCGCAUCGGCUCGAUUCCAAGUCCCGCGGGAUCCACAUCCAUGGGCCCAGAAAUACUACGUUCCUUACGCUAAAGAUUCCAAUGCUAUACGUCACAUCAUUCAGCAUGACGUGGCUUACGGUGUUGGUGGGGAAAACGUAGUUGACUUUCAACCAAAUUGGGGGUCGAUGAAUUUUCUAGCCGAUUUUCUUCGACCGACAGUUUCGGAGGGAGCUUCUCCGUGGUACUAUCUUCUGAAAAGAGCUGGAGGAGGGUGCAAUGACUUACUAUACAGUGGGCAUAUGCUAGUUGCAGUCUUGACAGCUAUGGCGUGGACGGAGGCGUAUGGAGGGUACACGUCAGUGCUUAUCUGGAUGCUGGUGGCCCACAGUGCGCAACGAGAGAUUAGGGAGCGGCAUCAUUACAGCGUGGAUUGUGUCGUAGCUAUCUACAUGGGGGUAUUUUUGUGGAGAAUGACUCGUCUUUUUUGGCCGAUUAAGGAUAAUUCGAGAUAUAAACGGCUGAAUAAACUCGAGAAAGUUCAGAAUGGAUUAGUACAAGCGGCGAAGGAUGAUGACAUGGAUCGAGUGAGGAAGCUUCUAGAAGAAGUGGGUGAGGAGGUGGUCGGUGGAGUUGGUGAGAAGCCGAAGAGCGGAGCAAUGUGGUUGUUUUCGGGUGCUACUAUUUUCUUCACUAUCGUUGUAGUUCUUCUUGCCUUUGUGUUGACAAGUGAUGGUUGAAUUCAUGCACUCUUGAAACUGAGUAUUCCACUAGAUAUGUGGUUUAGGUUUUACUGAAUGUUUUGUAAGAUGUAAUACGUGCUAGAGAAGUGUGCCUUAAGGUCAUGUGCUUUAUUUGCUAUUUACACGUGUGAUUUGUGUAAACUAGAAUUUUGUUGCAAAUUAAAUCUCGAAACUAUAUACAUGAAUGUUUUUUUGCAA
Messenger RNA from Erythranthe guttata (spotted monkey flower), 1554 nucleotides. RefSeq names its product Sphingomyelin synthetase family protein. Gene Ontology annotation, cellular component: Golgi membrane; plasma membrane; endoplasmic reticulum membrane. NCBI's taxonomy places the organism in Eukaryota, Viridiplantae, Streptophyta, Magnoliopsida, Lamiales, Phrymaceae. Gene Ontology annotation, biological process: ceramide biosynthetic process. Gene Ontology annotation, molecular function: ceramide cholinephosphotransferase activity; sphingomyelin synthase activity. The record is from RefSeq and is a predicted model, not a curated record.